AAGAGGGAACAUCCACCAUGCAAUAAACCAAAUGCCUGGAGAACCAGGAAGAAUAACUCAGAUGAGCAGAUUCACAGUCCUGAAGGGUAAGAGUGAAUGGGGACCUGACUCAGCAAAACCAGAUAUGAAUGUGCUGAGUUUCCUGGAAGUUGUCAGGUUCGAGAAGAGUUCUCCAGAGAGUUUUCCAGGCUCAGGAAAUACACUGAAUUACACGAUCUAGGAAGAACGCCGGCCCCAACUUUGCCAUCUAGUGGAAACCUUUUGGCCUUAAAAAUGGAACCUGAACAUUGUGGAAUAGCCACAGGGUGGCAGUCGGACAUCAGAAGGGGAGGAGGACAUCUCAGAGGAUCAGAAGGAUAGGAUCAGAUCAUGAAAGAGACCUGGCAAGGGCAUAGAGUGACACAACAAAGGGGAAUGGCUUCAAACUGAAAGAAGAGAGGUGUAGGUGGGUAGUGGGAAGGAAUUCUUCCAUGUGAGGGUGGUGAGGCCCCAGCACAGGUUGCCCAGGGAAGCUGUGGCUGUCCCUGGAUCCCUGGAAGCGUCCGAGGCUGGGUUGGACUGUACUUGGAGCAGCCUGGGAUAGUGGAAGGUGUCCCUGCUCAUGGCAGGGAGAAGAGGAUAUUGUUCCUGAAGAUGUCAGAGGCUCAUAAGGCUUUGAAGAUUAUCCAGUUAAGUGGAAUGUCAUUGGACAAAGAGGUGGCUCCAAGCUGGAAUAAAUCACUUUUUCCAAAUCAGGGAGGAGCAUCUUCAGCAAUGGAGCAUCAGGAAUUAUAAUAAUGUCAGGGUGAUGUUCAUAGUAAAGGGUGAUGGGGCAACUGAAAGAGGAAAAUGCUGUAGUUUUCCCCUUGCCAACACCCACCCAUCUGGACUUGUUAAUGGUGUGGAUUUGCAGUCCUUGCCCAAUUUGUGGAUGUGUUUGCAUCCAUUUUAUCCCAAAUUCCUGAAGAGAGGAAUGGUUUUCUUUGUGGAAUUUUCCCCACAUUUAGAAAAGUAGGGGAAAUCAAGCUGAUUGUAGAUCCCACAGGAUGGAUGAUGAACAGCAGCCAAGUUGCUCGUAAACGGGAGGAUUUGCUGCUUCCCAAGGUUCUUUUACAAGGAUUAUAAAGAGAUUACCUAACAGGUCAGGUGUAGAGGACAAGUGCAGUAAUGCAACACUGCUCAUGGGUGGGAAAGGAAGGGCAUUACACUGGAAGAGAUUUUUCUGGGAUUUGCAUCUCCUGCAGGGACUGGUAUUAAAUGUUCAGAAGAUGGGGAGGAAUUUCCACCAAGAAUAGUUUUGAAACAGCAACAAGUAUUGAUACACCCAUGACAGCUUAUAUGAAAUGCUGGUUAUGAUGGUGCCCCUUAGGCAAAAUUUCCAAAGGUCUGAUUGAUCCACAGUAAUCUCCCUUGGCUUUGCUCCCAAGAAUCACCCUGGCUUUUUGAUUUUUGCAGCUCAUCAUUUAGGCUCUUGCCAGUCUGGUGAUUUUUUUUUGGUGAGAGAAUAAAACUGUCAGCAUCCCCUGAGCCAAAUAAAAGAAGAGGCAGUGACCUGAUCAUAAAAUGAGAAGUUCUAGAGCAGAGAAUACUUCAAUCUGUCAGUAAUAGUGAAAUAUUCAGCAGCUGAAGUGUGAAUCAAUACCAGUUCAAGAUACAGUGUAAGCGCAAAUUCUUAGUACCAAGGUUAAUUAGUCCAAUUAGCAGGAGCAGUGAUAGAUUGUCCUCUAAGGGUGAUAUAAAAAUUCAAGAACAACUCGAUUUUAUGGGUGGUAAUUCCUUGUAUAAUGUUUGCUUUGACUCAGGAAGAGAUCAGGGCAGGCCUGUGGGCAGUAUUAUCCUAAUGAGGUCACCUCCUGCAUAAUAGACCUUUUCAGAUGAGCACUAACCCAUCAUUUAGCUGCAGACCAAGAUAGAAUGAUAACUUCUUCUGGCAAGAAGGGGUGCCAAUGUUCUAACAAGUGAGCCUGAAUUCCUUUCCAGGAUCAUCUCCCAGUUGGUUAGGAAAAAGAAACAAGGUGAGGUAAGAAAUGCUGGGUGUUGCCCAAGUAAAAUAAAAGGUGAGCGGAGAUUGCAAUGAGCUCAGGUUUUGACAUUUUCUUUGUUUUGUUCCCUCUUCUCCCCUCAUCCAUAGAGGAAGAUCAGAAACAUGUGAGACUAGAAAGCCACAGGUAUUUCUGUCUUCAGCAAAUAUUCCAAAGUUGGCAAAAUAAAGGAGUAAGUAUAAAAUUAUGAGACUUAGAUCCCUAGCAAAGAGGGGAGAAACAAACUCAGGAGGGCAUUUUUGAGGGAUGAGGGACAACCUGUGAGGCAGAUUGGGAAUAGAAAGAAUAGUGAAAAGGUCAUGGAAUUACAAGUAGGAGUUGCUACUUGUAGUAACUCCAGCAAUCUGGUAAUUGCUAAAGUGUCAAAGGAAAAUUAAAUUUUGCAAAAGAAGUAACAAAAUAUGCAAACUAUGAGUGGUGCCCUUGCGGGCAGGGUAGGAUGUAGAAGUUUAAGGAUGAGGGACAUCUCUGAGGCAAAAUAUUUACGUUGCCCUAAGAAUAUACCCCAAAGUAUGUGGCUGAGGAAGGACAGAGGCAAAAGGUGAAGGCCAGGGAAGGAAUUAUGGCCAAAUAUUGGCUGUGCCACGUUUAUUGCAGAGGCUGGAAGGCGGCCCAAGGCCCACAGGAAGGCCAGACAGAGGAAGGUGCUCUGAGUCUAGGCCAUGGAAACACCGUGGGUGUUUUAAUCCUGACUUAGGCCACUUUGUUCCUAAUUAAGGUUGCAAAACCAAGUCUUAAACUUUCGAGCACCUUUUGUGGAGUUUCUCUUCUGUGGAUGCCCAGUUUCAGGCAGCCACAGCAUUCAGCAGUUUGUGAGCAGUGGGUACCCUGCCCUGGGCACAGAAAAUGCAACAAAAAUGCUGCUUGGUCUGAAAAAAAGCCAACGCCAAACAUGCAACAGUGAGAAAACAAAAUGGGUUUGUUACAGGCAUUUAACAAUUUUGACUUGGAUCAUGUUAUGUCUUGUGUGUACCAAUAUAGAGCACUUGGGAGAGGAUAAUUACAGAAUUUGUAACUUUAGAUCAGCUUAAUUUAGAUCUUAAAGCCACAAAAGAGCCCCUGGGAUUCUGACUUUCAUGAAGCUGAAGGGUGCAAAGGGUUUAUUACAUAAGAAUUGCAAAAAAAAAAUUAUAUAAUAUGUGUUCUAAUGCAAUUUAUUGUUCUGUGGGGAGAUUCAGAUGAGAAGGUUCACAGGGCUUAUUACAGAGCCUAAUUUUAGCCCUCAUUCUAAUUAACAUCUCGGGGUUUUAUUGUUUACUCAUAAAAUGCAACCAAAAGCUGGGAGGGAAGGUGUGGCUUUCCCAGGUAUUUUUUUUUCCUCUUUUGCAAAGGGUGUGAAGAUGGUUUUCACAGGGAAAAAAACCCUAUUGAUAUCUGGACUAAGGAAUGAAACAAAAUUAAUAAAAAUUUUAAAUAUCUGAGCAAAUGAAACCCCUCAAGGCAGGGUCUCCAUUACAAACUUGACUCUGUCUAUGAAAAAACCCCUUGGUUUUGCUUUAGGUUUCUCUUUCCAUUUCAUGGGACAUGGUAUUCCUGGUAAGUAGCUCCAUCUGAGAUGCAGGGUGGUAUUUCAUCAACCCAGAAUAUACUAAAAAAGGGAAAACCUGGUCCUUUUCUUCUCCUGACUGACAUGGUGCCUUAUAAUGCUUUUAUUAAAAGCAGAAAAUUACUGGAUUCUUUUUCCUUUCCAAAACAAAAUUUUACCAACUGCAAAAGUUUUUUAUCACUUGAAAAGAUUGCAAAGAUCUUUCUGAAUGCAUCCUUUUCCUAGAUUAUGGAUUCCCCAUUAAAUUUUGUGCUGAAGAUAAAAUAAUUAUUUUUAUUUCCUGGCUGUGUUUGGGAAGAGGCACAUCAUGGUCACAAAAGAGGAGCCUUGAAGGAGAGUCCAUGAAAUCCAGCAAGAAAAGCAGACUCUGUGCACAGGAAUGUGUGUGCUGACUGUGGAUGGAUGCAGGGAUUUGAUCCUGACCAGACCUGUGCAGAAUAUUUGGGUUGUGUUCAUCCCUGCUGAUUUUCAGAGCCAAAAUCAGCAAAACCAGACUGUUCAAAAUGAGGAUUUUGUUCUAUCUGCUCUUUCUGGAAGAAAAAAGGGAUGCUUUUGUGGCAUUCCACAAUGACAAGUCCCUGGUGAGGAAGUACCUGAAAUCUCUGCUGAUUGGGGAGCUGGCACCAGAUCAACCCAGCUUUGAGUCUAAUAAAAAGAAAUCCCUCUUGGAGGAUUUUCGUGAGCUGCGCUGCACCAUUGAGAAGAUGGGACUUCUGAGGCCCAAUUACUUCUUCUUCUUCCUGGUUUUCCUUCACCUCCUGGUGCUGGAUGCUGCAUCCUGGCUCGUGCUCUGGUACUUUGGCGUAUCCCUGGUGCCUUUCCUGGCUGGCAUGGCAUUCUUCACCACUGCCCAGAUCCAGAUGGGCUGGUUCCAGCACGAUCUGGGGCACUGCUCUGUCUUCAGGAAACCCAGGUGGAAUCAUCUCCUGCAGAUCGUGGUGAUAAACAUGCUGAAGGGGCUGCCUGCCAGCUGGUGGAACCACCUGCACAACCAGCACCACGCCAAGCCCAACUGCUUCCGCAAGGACCCCGACCUCAACAUGCACCCUCUGCUCUUCAGCCUGGGAAAGACCCUCUCCAUGGAGCUUGGAAAGCAGAAGAAGAAGUUCAUGCCUUACAAUUACCAGCACAAGUAUUUCAUCUUGCUGGCCCCACUCGCCAUCAUACCCUUCUUCCAGCUGUCAACAAUUUACUUUGCAAUCAAGAGGAAAAAGUGGUUGGACCUGAUAUUGGUUGUGAUUUUCAAUAUCCGAGUCUGCCUCAUGUAUGUUCCUUUAAUGGGAUUUAAAACCUUCAUGAUAUACUACUGGCUGUCCAGGUACCUUGAGAGUAACUGGUUUAUUUGGGUGUCCCAGAUGAACCACAUCCCAAUGGACAUUGAUUAUGACCAGAACAAAGACUGGGUGUCUACUCAGCUCCACGCAACCUGCAACGUGAACCAGUCUAUGUUCAAUGACUGGUUCACUGGGCACCUGAACUUCCAAAUUGAGCAUCACCUGUUCCCCACAAUGCCUCGGCACAACUACUGCAAAGUGGCUCCCCUGGUGAAAAGCCUCUGUGACAAGCACGGCAUUGAGUACAAAAGCAAGACUUUGCUGACAGCCUUUGUAGAUAUUUUGCAUUCCCUGAAGGAUUCUGGGGAGCACUGGCUGGAAGCAUAUCUGCAUGGAUAGAAACUGGCAACUCUUCAAUGGAAUCCCUUCACCCACAAAUGCUGCCAAAAGCCAGGACACAUCCCUGUGCAUGUCCUCAAGCAUGGGAACUCAGGAGCUGGGCAAAGUUAAUUUCAGUAAGAAUGAAAUGGGAAAGUGGCUUCAAGAUACAUUUUUACCUUGUUUCCAACCAUGAAUCUCUGUUUUUUCCUGCUCUCAAUCUCAGAAUUCAGAGAUGGGCUUUUAAACUUGGGGAGAAGUAGCUCUUGAAUCAGCUUGACCAGUUUGACUUUAUUGGAAGUGCCAGCUCCUUGCUUAUGGAAGAAGUUUGAAAGGAAAUUCUUCUCCGAGUCAUAGAAUCCUGGAAUGGUUUGGGUUGGAGGGGACCUUAAAGAUCAUCUUGCUCCACCCCCUGCCAUGGGCUGGGACACCUGCCACCAGACCAGGUUGCUCCAAGCCUUGUCCCUGGCCUUGAGCAGUUCCAGGGAUGAGACAUCCACAGCAUCCCUGGGAAACCUGCUCCAGUGCCUCACAAUAAAGAAUUUCUUCCUAAUAUCCAAUCUCCACUCACUCUCUGUCAAUUCAAAGCUGUUGUCCCUACAAGUCCUGAUAAAGACUGUCCAUCUUUCUAACAAGCCUCUUUCAGUACUAAGGUCUCCUUUGUGUUCUUGGCUCAGUGGAUCAGUGAAAAAAUGCAGGAGAAGUGCAGGAAGUCAGGAGGCAUUAGGCCAGAGGGAUUUUUUUUUUUUUUUUAAUUUUCUUGAACAGAUCAAAUAGAUGUACAAAGAACAAGGUGGCCUCUGAGGCGUGUCCCCAUUGCUUCUGGUCACCUUGCUGUGACUGUUAAGGGUUCUAACAGGUUCUGUUCCUGGAUUGCAUGGGCAGGCAGAUCAGCUGGGGGCUGCUGACACCUACAGUAGCCAGUGUGAACACAGUUUGUAUGGCAUAUGUGGUAUCUGAAGGCAAAAAUACAUGUCUGAGUUCUGAGUGCUGACUGUGCUGUCAGAUUGGAUUUCUGGUGCAGACCAGCUUUGAAUCAGGCUGAGAAGACAAAGCACUGAGGAGUAGGUCCAGAUUUCAAGGGUAUUUAAGGUACUCCUGCUUUUAUAUAUAUAUAUUUCAUUUUAUCUAAAAGUUUACCUCUUGGUCGCUUAGUACAAUUAGUUUUAUGAGAGAAUUAUGAAUAAAGUUCUUGGUCAUGAUUUUUAGAUUGAAGUCAUAGCCUGUUUUAGAAGGAGCUCUGAUUUAUCCUGAUGAUUUUGAAAAGGAAUUAUGAUUCAAUGACAUUUCCUAAUGCCACUUAGAGCAAAUAUAUUCCAUUAUGGGACUGUCAGAACCCAUGUAGUACUGUACCCACCUCACUGACCCAAAACUAGAAAGGUUUUUGUGGCAAGAACCUGUAAUUGCAAAUAAAGAGAUAAUUUGCCCAUAAAAGCAAAGGCCACAUGGUUCCUCUCCUCUGCCUUCAUACCCAGAACUUUCAGUGAGUAAAUCACCCACAGGAGGAAGAUGUGGGAGAUUUAAAAGCAGCUCACCUGUGUUGCAAUUUUCAGACACCAACACCCCUCUCCUGGCUAACAAGAUCAAACCCAGCAAACAAAGCAGAAGGAGUUUGGAGUUUUUAUUUUUGCCUUUGUUUUUUUCCAGAACAUCUCUGUUUCUUCUUUUUUAGUUAUAUUUUUGUGUGCAGGUGCAGGUACAAAUAACACUGCUCUGGAUAGACCAUGAGAAUGGCUGACAGAUGUCUUUGAAAAGGGUCCUGUUUAAAAAAAGUAGUUGUUAAAAAGUGUUUAAAAUGUAGUUUGGAAAUCCCUGCUAACUGGUCCUUACAGCAAUUAAGUGUUCCCAAGUGCAGGGCUGGUUAUUAUGGUGAUAUCCAUAAUUAUUUCCAAAAGCAGAAAAAUUAUAUAAUUAUUUAAGGGAUAAUACUGUCUUAAAAUGAAUGCAGGGAUAUCAUGGUGCUACAUAAAGACAUUUUAAAAUUGCUGUCCUGCUGAAAGGAAUAUAAAUAUUAAGGAUUCCUCCUUUUUUUUUUACCAGUGAGACUUGAAAGCUGUGCUGAUCCUGUGAAAUCGAUACAAGGCUGAAUCAAAAGGGUUCUUUGUGGUGUCAGUCUCAUAAAUUAAACUGAUCACUUGUACUGUUUAA
Messenger RNA from Passer domesticus (house sparrow), 7367 nucleotides. RefSeq names its product acyl-CoA (8-3)-desaturase-like. Gene Ontology annotation, molecular function: oxidoreductase activity, acting on paired donors, with oxidation of a pair of donors resulting in the reduction of molecular oxygen to two molecules of water. The transcript has 13 exons. Gene Ontology annotation, cellular component: membrane. Lineage: Eukaryota; Metazoa; Chordata; Aves; Passeriformes; Passeridae. The record is from RefSeq and is a predicted model, not a curated record. The coding region runs from base 4071 to 5240 and encodes 389 amino acids. Gene Ontology annotation, biological process: lipid metabolic process.